Messenger RNA from Cotesia congregata, 1125 nucleotides. The record is from the annotation of a GenBank genome assembly. Lineage: Eukaryota; Metazoa; Arthropoda; Insecta; Hymenoptera; Braconidae.
AUGUUGUUGCCGGGAUACUCGACUCCAGAAUCGGGAGUUUUUCUUCAUCAAAUAACUAAGUACCACUCGAACCAAGUGCAGAGCCGAGUGUCACAAGCCAGAAGCUCCAUCCAGGAAAUUUGUAAAAUCCUCCAGGAAAUCCUGAAAGAAGUGGAGUCUCAGGAGCCAAGGUUCGUUUCUUCCUUGAACGAGUGCAACGGAAAGUUUGAGGGCCUGGAAGUGAUAACACCGCUCGAGUUCGAGGUGGUCUUGUACCUGAACCAAAUGGGAGUGUUUAAUUUUGUGGAUGAUGGCACCCUGCCGGGUUGCGCCGUUCUCAAGCUGAGCGACGGAAGAAAACGGUCCAUGUCCCUCUGGGUCGAAUUUAUCACCGCAUCCGGGUACUUGUCUGCCAAGAAAAUAAGGUCCAGGUUCGCGGGUUUGGUCUCCCAAAUUUGCAAGGAAAAAUAUUUUUCUGGGGACGUCAAAGUCCUGACUGAUCAUGCUGAGGUUAAACUGAAGAUCAGGGACCGGUGGAUGGUCCAGAUUACCCCAGCCUUCAAGUGCUCCGGCGUGUGGCCAAGGUCAGCCAGCCAGUGGCCGUACAACAAUUUACCGAUUGGGGACCAGAAUCCAAGAUUUUGGCCCUACAGUGAUUUGGUAGUGGAGGUUAAGAAUGAAGGGUUUGAUUUGUUAUCGAAAGAUUGUGCUGUUAGGAGAGGAAACAAGCAAUCGACACUAGAUGGCGACGCCUGGUUACUGUCUUUCUCGAAUGCGGAGAGAAGGCUGAUACAGGGCAAUGGAAGGAGAAGAUGCUUGAGUAUCUUGAAGACUCUCAGGGACCGGCAUCUUGAUUUGCCUGAGGAUCCCGUGACUAAUUAUCAUAUGAAGACUCUUUUGAUGUAUGAGUGCGAAAAGCAUCCUUUGGAGGCAGAAUGGGACGAAAGUUGUCUUGGAGAUAGAAUUCUGGGAAUUUUUGUGCAGUUGAUUUCGUGCUUGCAAUGCCGAAAGUGUCCCCAUUAUUUUUUGCCUGCGCUGAAUUUGUUCAAAGGAAAGAGAGCUAGUGUGAUGGAAAGUGCCUCGAAACAAGUCUGGAGGGUUGUUAGGGAGUUGGUUACUAAUUCGCGAGCGUUUGAAGCUUUGUAA